UACACUGAAGAGGCAAGAGGCGGGUGAUGGUGCGACGUCACUCUCUAACGGGGAUUGAGUUUCUCGAAGAGAAAGAGAUUAUUGCCGUUUUGGCCUCGAGAGUAACAGGAGUGAGCAAAUUCCUCUGUGAUUUUGUGGAGAUUAUAGUUAUAGGCAACCUCGGAUUUAAAUGUACAAUGAUGGAUCCAGUCAACUUUACAGAGAGUCCUCCCAAUCGCAACACAUCUGAGUUUGAAUAUUAUGACUACUAUGAGGAGAAUACAGAGCUUGGGAAAUCUCUUAACAUCAUGUCACUCAUAGUCUACAGUCUGGCUUUUGUACUUGGAGUGGUGGGCAAUGGCAUUGUGAUAUGGGUAACUGGGUUCAAAAUGAAAAGAACAGUCAACACUGUUUGGUUCCUGAACCUUGCUGUUGCAGACUUCCUCUUCACUGCCUUCCUCCCUCUCAGUGUGGCUUAUACGGCUAUGGGCUUCCACUGGCCUUUUGGCCAGUUCAUGUGUAAAUUCAACAGCACGCUUAGUUUCCUCAACAUGUUUGCAAGUGUGUACAUCCUGGUCGUGAUCAGCGUUGACCGCUGUGUGUCUGUGGUGCGUCCAAUCUGGGCACAGAAUCAUCGGAAUGUAAGUCGUGCAUCAGUGGUGAGCUUGGGAAUUUGGUUAUUUGCCCUGGCAUUGAGCUCUCCCUACUUUGUCUUUAAGGACACUGGGCCAGACCACAACAAUGAAAACAUAAUUAACUGCUUCAAUAACUUUGCCUUCUCUGAUGACUAUGAAACACCAGAGGUGGUGGCACUCCGUACGUUACGCCACCGUGCCAUGAUCAUUACCCGUUUCCUCCUUGGCUUUGUUAUACCUUUUGUAAUCAUUGUCUCCUGCUAUGCGGUUAUCAUCCAUCGUCUCCAGAGAAACCGUUCGAUGUCUGGCCGAACUGGACGUCCUUUCAAGAUCAUUGCUGCUGUGAUCACUGCCUUCUUCUUGUGUUGGGCUCCAUACCAUAUCCUAGUCCUUAUUGAGAUGGUAAACCACAUGGCAACUAAAUACAGCUCCACCCUACAGUAUGUCACCACUGUUGGAAUUCCAAUUGCAACCAGUUUGGCCUUCCUAAACAGCUGCCUAAACCCUUUGUUGUAUGUUUUCAUGGGACAAGACUUUAAAGAUAAAGUGCGCAAGUCAAUCCUGAAGGUCUUGGAAACAGCUUUCACAGAGGAGGUUUCACGCACAAAUACCUGCACAAAUUCAAUGCACAUCAUUCGGAACAAAGAGCAAGGAAGUAAGUCCUUCUCUGAUGCUGAAGUAUAACAAACAGACAUGAGGCACUAUGUCUGAGGGAGGACUUUACAUAGACUGCUCAUUCAACUUGACAUAUGUAUUUAAUGUAAUCAUAAUACAAAUGUAGACACAUUAACUGGAAGAAACUGGAUCAAAAGAAAAGUUUGUCCAAAGCUUUACAUUAAAACACUGCCUUGCAGUUAUAGGGAAUUGCCUAACUAUUAUAAGCGUGUGUGUGUGUGUGUGUGUGUGUGUGGGUGGGUGUGUGGGUGUGUGUGUGAUUAUUGAUAUACACAUUAAGUGUUUGACAAAAAUACAUUUAUAUUGUACUGUAUAAAACUUUGUAUUGUAUAUGUAUAAAUUAAAAUUUGUAUUUGUAUUGUAGGCCAUAUUUAGUAAUGCAGUAGAAUGAAGCCUUUCAAGUAUUGAACAUGUCAGGAGAGUAUUUUAUGCAGUUUCUUAUGCAAUUACUGUAUAACACAUAUUCAAACAUAUUUGAUAAAUUUACAUAUCUAUCAUAUCAUGUUUAUCCAAUGUAUUUGAAAGAUUAAGCAAAAACCUGAAACUAAUUUGAUUAAUAAUUAAGCUAAUUACACUUAUCUCAUCACAA
Molecule: messenger RNA, 1878 nt
Organism: Myxocyprinus asiaticus (Chinese sucker)
Lineage: Eukaryota; Metazoa; Chordata; Actinopteri; Cypriniformes; Catostomidae
Product: chemerin-like receptor 1
Exons: 2
Coding region: 27-1298 (423 amino acids)
Biological process (GO): phospholipase C-activating G protein-coupled receptor signaling pathway; complement receptor mediated signaling pathway; inflammatory response
Cellular component (GO): plasma membrane
Molecular function (GO): complement receptor activity; G protein-coupled receptor activity
Source: RefSeq, a predicted model, not a curated record